Pedinophyceae sp. YPF-701 is the source of this 1185-nucleotide messenger RNA. NCBI's taxonomy places the organism in Eukaryota, Viridiplantae, Chlorophyta, Pedinophyceae. The record is from the annotation of a GenBank genome assembly.
AUGCCUCCCACCGGCAGGCGCCCGAACGCAGGGCUUGUGCCGAAGAGCACGGGUGAUGACUUCCUGGAUCUAGACGACUUCCUGAGCUUGCGCGACAUCGAGAGAGCGGGGAAGACGCGUCUGUCCGUCGCAGCAGAGGGGUACUACUCGUCGGGAGCCGAUGACGGCGACGCGGCAGCCGACAACCUGGCGUGCUUUCGGCGCAUCCGUCUGGUCCCUCGGAUGCUCCGUGACGUCGGGAACGUCGACGUGUCCACCACCCUCUUCGGCACGCGUCUAGACUGCCCGGUCGUGGUCGCUCCCAUGGCGAUGCAGCGCAUGGCGACGCCGGAGGGCGAGCUGGCAACCGCCAGGGCCAGCGCGGCAGCCGGCGUGCCGAUGUGCCUCUCCACGAUGGCCACGGCGGACUUGCGGGAGGUCUCGGCGUCCGUGCAGGGCAUGGAGGACUCGGCGCUCUGGUUCCAGCUGUACGUGCUGCGGGACAGAGACUUCUGCGCUCAUAUGAUUCGGGAGGCACAGACACUCGGGUACCGGGCUCUGGUGGUCACAGUCGACGCCCCCGUGCUCGGGAACCGCGAGGCGGACCACAGGAACCGCUUCACGCUGCCCGAGGGCCUGCGCCUCAAGAACCUAGAGCGCCUGCAGAGGUACGCCGGCGCCGGCAUCGCGGACACGUCGGAGGGUUCCGGUCUGUCUGCCCUCUUCAAACAGCAAUUAGACCCCUCCCUGACGUGGGAGACGCUGCUGCCCUGGCUGCGCUCCGUGACCACCCUGCCGAUCCUCGUGAAGGGCAUCCUGCACCCCGACGACGCGCGGCUCGCGCUGCGGCACGGCGUCGACGGCAUAAUCGUCAGCAACCACGGGGGCCGCCAGCUGGGGUGCGCCGUGGCCGCAGCGGACGUCCUCCCGGCCAUAGCCCGCGUGGUGCAGCGCCGUGUUCCCGUGCUGGUCGACGGAGGCGUCCGGCGAGGAACGGACGUGCUGAAGUGCCUGGCGAUGGGCGCGGACGCGGUGAUGCUGGGGCGGCCCGUGCUGUGGGGCCUCGCGUGCGGCGGCGAGGCCGGCGCCGCGAAGGUGCUGGCUAUCUUGAGACACGAGCUCCGCACGGCCAUGGCGCUGUGCGGCUGCGCGACGUUAGGCGACAUCACACCAGACCUGUUGCUGCAUGCCGGUGCGCGGCUGUGA